Molecule: messenger RNA, 4689 nt
Organism: Cylas formicarius (sweet potato weevil)
Lineage: Eukaryota; Metazoa; Arthropoda; Insecta; Coleoptera; Brentidae
Gene: jdp
Product: J domain-containing protein
Exons: 5
Coding region: 1687-2391 (234 amino acids)
Cellular component (GO): cytoplasm
Source: RefSeq, a predicted model, not a curated record
UCAAGGCAGGACCUUAUAACUCGCAUUUUAGUGAUGUUCGGUGUUUUAUACUGGGUCCAUCUGUAAGCAAAACUUUAAAUCAGCAGAUGUCGAUAAUGCAGUGUUCUUUAGGCAUUUCCUCGUAACUGACGUUUAUUACACAGCUUUUUUAUUUGAUUUGUGAUGUCUGAAAAAGUUCCUGCCAGGUAACACUCAUAUAUAUAGGAGACUCGAUGUCUCUCAAAGUUAGAGGUAAAUUUUGUUCUCUCUCUGAUAUAGAAAACUGCCAGCUUCAGUGGUCUUAUUUUUUAACUCUUCCAGACAAAACAUCGUCUGCGGAAUUGUUUAACAUUUGCAUGUAAAUUAUUCAGUUCAUUGCCCAAGCCUAUUUUUUUAGUGCUUUCCGGGUCGUGACUAUUGAUUUUGUCGACUCUCCACGGCAUUGCUGCAACUCUCGCCGAGCACCCUCCAAACGGCGGCUUCUAAAUUACUUCCAAUUGUCGCCUUAAUUAAGCCUACGUACGUGCAAACGGUGUUAGUCCACUAAACGUCGUUAAUGUCGUGUACCUGUUGCCCCACUGUUCUCUUCUCUUGCUUGCUUGCUUUGGAGCGUUUGUUCAGUCCUAUACGAGGGGGUACCCAUAAAAACCGGAAUUGAAUUGCCGCGCGCAGAGCUUGUAUAGUACACCUUUCUGCCGCUAGGUUGUGGAUAGUACAACUUAUUGCGAGUUCAACGCCACCUUCGUUUUAAAUUUAACUUGUUUUGUUCCCUUGCAGUGCCAUUUUUUUGUUAACGCCGUUUUUUUGUUAUUGCUUUUUUUCGAUGGCAAGUUUAAAAGAACAACGUGCAGCUGUGAAAUUUUGUUUUCUGCUCGGUAAAAGUGCUGCUGAAACGGUUUCAAUGUUAAAAACAGCUUAUAAAGACGAUGCGAUGGGAAAAAUUCGAGUGUACCAGUGGUUUGUUCGCUUCAAAAAUGGCGGCGACGAGUCAAUUGAUGACCGACUUCGUUCUGGACGUCCAUCAACUGCUCGAAUCGACGAAAAUAUUGAAAAGAUUCGAGAGUUUGUGCUCACAGACCGUCGACAGACAAUUGAACAAUAAUAGUUUGUUUCUCGUGUUCUGACUGACGUGCAAAAAGAACAUCGAGUUGAAACGUCGUGCUUUGAAUCAACAGCUUGGAACGGAUCCAGAUUUUCUUUCAAAGAUCAUUACUGGUGACAAGUCAUUGUGUUAUGGUGACGAUCCAGAAACGAAGCAACAGUCCAGCCAAUGGAAGACGUCACUGUCUCCCCGUCCAAAAAAAUGUCGUCAGGUCAAAUCAAACAUGCCGAUUUGCUUUUUCGACAUCAACGGCGUACUUCAUGCAGAGUUUGUUCCACCAGGCGAGACCGUUAAUCAAGCUUUUUAUCUGGAAGUUUUAAGAAGAUUGCGCAACAGUAUUCGACAAAAAAGACCCGAUUUUUGACGGGCAGGGGACUGGUUCUUUCACCACGAUAAUGCACCUGCACACACAGCCAUUUCUGUUAAGCAGUUUUUGGCUAAAAAUGGCAUGGUUCCUCUGCCCCAUGCACCUUACUCGCCUGAUCUCGCUCAGUGUGACUUCUUUUUAUUUCCACGUAUGAAAAGGGACAUGAAAGGACAGCGAUUUGAGAACAUUGAAGAGGUCAAGAAAAAAACGAGGGAUGAGCUGUCGGCUAUAGCCAAAGAUGAAUAUAAAAAAUGUUUCGAACAGUGGAAGCACCGCUGGGACAAAUGUAUUAGUUGUAAUGGAGAGUAUUUUGAAGGGGAUAAGGGAUAUUGCAAAAGUGGAACAAAUAAACGCGGAGUACAAAGUUCGGGCGCUCCAAUAUCACCCGGAUAAAAACCGCGACGAUAAAGAUUCCGAAGAGAAGUUUCAACUCCUAAAUGAAGCCAAGGAAACGCUGACAAACCCGGAGAAGAAGCUGCUCUACGACAAAUGGAAAAAUAGCGGCAUAUCGAUGGGCUACAAACAAUGGCUUGGCGUGAAAGACCACGUGCAGCAGUCUAUGCACUGGAGCACGCCGAAAACCAAAGACCGCAUGCUCGAAUCCGGGGGCAACUCCGGUCCUUCCAGUCUCGGUUCUUCGAACGCGACGGCCGCCCAAAGGAGGGCGUCGGAAGGCGGCGCGAACCUCCACUGGGGCGGCAAGGGCGGAGCGGCUUGGGGCGCCGGCAUGGAUACGCACAGCGAAGUUGCCGCUCUUUGGUCGCCUUCAAAGACGAAACCGAAAAAGCCGGACCUGUCCAGCGGCGGGUCGUCGGGCCCUUCGAGCCUGACCAUCGGUGGCUUGCCAGCGGCGUACCGACGGGCCUCGGAGGGCGGGGCCAACCUACUCGCGUCAGGACGCAAGAAACUGCCGGAGGCAGAGGACAAGUCGCACCAGAUAUAACUGUCUUGUCCGAUUUCGCGGAAAACCGUAGCAGUUUAAGGUGUCUUUUGAAUGGAUAUAGCUAUUUUCGGAGCCUAUUAAAUAUUCUUAAUAAUAAUAAUAAUAAUAUUAGACCAUAGGCUUUACUUAUCGGUCGGGUGAUCUAAUUUUUGGUUGGCAACAAUUUGCGUUAAUAUCCAACCUUCGUAGGCAAAAAUAAAAGCUACUUCCUACGCAACAUUCUACAUACAAGUGCGUUUCCUUCAUUUUUAACCCAAAUCUAAACUUAACAAAAUUUCAAUGAGUUAAAUUAGUCUGUAAAGGCUGCUCCAUGAAGACUGCGAAAAUUGAUCAUCACUAGAAGCAACUUAAUUUUGUUCCCAUUUCUCCUAGUAAACAUAUUUUCAGAUUACCUGGCCAGUGGUAGAAAACGUCUACUAAAUUACUGGAAUAGUUAUGUCUCAUGGACGAAAUAUAAUAAACUAAUACGUAUGUGUGGAGAUCCGGAGCUGGUUCUAAUAAUUUUUAAUUUAAUUUAAAUUUAAAUCCAAAAGGCGCUUUACUUUUUUAAACGUUAUUGUUCACAGCGGCAUUUCAAAAUGGCCGUUGAAUAUUGUGAACACUCCUAGCAUAAAAACAAUUGAUUUGCGUUUUCGAUUUCACCGGAAAUGGCCGCACGCGGUACUGAUAUUUUCGUAGAGAAGGUAAUGACUUUCCGUGCAUGCCUCUACAUAUCACUCACUAACCUGCCCUUCGAAUCAGAUCUAGGCAUAUUUUUAGAAAGCCACAAGGGCAUUGGUAAAAAUGGAAAUUGGAGAUUUUCAAUUUCGCGCAUGUACAUGUUGAGUGGACCUUAUCAAAAAUUGUUUUCAUUUACAAGUUGUUAUAUUAUCGGCAUCUAUAGUAGUUACAUGUUUACAUGUCAUCCAAAGCACGAUGAAAUUUAGCUAACACAUCUAUUUCUACGCCUCCAUUGACAAUAAACCCUUCCACAUUUUCAUUUACAGGAAGAUUUGUGGGAACGCUGAACUAGCCACGGAAAGUAACGACGAACUGGGCGAAAUUCAAUCUGGAUACCGCUAUCUUUUACUGAAAAAAACAUUCACUGUAACUUGUCAAUUUUGUAAAAUGUCUUGCCAUAUUGUUUGAGAUGAAAUGAAAGUAAAUUGUUUGUUGUUAUUAGAGGACGCGGGUUCUAUAACUGAAAAAAAUUUGGUAAGUUCUUGUUUUGAAUCCAUAGCCGGCUACGCGACGCGUAUGAUUGUUUAUGUCAAUUUAAUUUUUUGUGCAAAAGGAUUAUCAACAGCUGUAGCAACUGCAGCAAAUGCGGGAGCGUAACUUAAACACGGAACAGAACUUACACAAUUUACUAUGGAAAUGAACGAGUAAAACAUUCGCAUCUUCUCGUCUUCGACAAGCACUCUCUUGUUACGUUAUUUUGGUACUCCGUGGCUCAUUCUAGCGGAGUCGUACGUAUCUAUUUCAAUGUGUUCUGGUCGACGACUAGUUCAUCUUUUUGUGGAUAGAUGGUGGUGAGGACCUUUAUUUGUUACACAACGUACAAAAAGCGUGUCUUGUUUUCAAUUUUGCAUGAGUUUGUGGAUGUUGAGUUGCGAUGUGAUAAAAAAAGUACGCCUGGACAGUAGACCCUUCAUUCAUGGACAGUAAGCUGCUUUCGUGUGGUAACUGACCAAUCAUGUUUGAUUCAAUUGCGCUUUGAAUGACGAGUAAGUAACCCCAUUAUAUCUUGUUCUAACCUUCACAAAUGAAAACAUUUCAAAAUUGUGAAACUAUUGAUUGAAUUUAUUUCCGGCGAAACCGGAAACGCAAUUGAAUUAUUUAUACUCUACAAACACGGCAGCUCUUCGCAUCAGCGUCAAUCCACAUUUUCUCGAAGCAUUAAUUGCAAUACAAAUUUUUGCGCCUUAUGUUUUAAGGUUAAAUUGUGCUAAAAGAGUACAGGUUUUAUUUUACGAUAUACUAUUUUGUAUAAUUUGCUUUCUGGCAACAAACCCACACCUUAAAGGGAGUUCAAUUGAACUUCUGCGAAAGGGAAAUUUUACGCAUAUACCGAUAAAGAAAGUAGAUGGUUCUUUGAAACCCAGCGCACGUCCCAACACUAUCAACAUACCAAAUUGCAUAUUUUUAUUUCAAGCCAUUUUGAAAUGCCGAAGUGAAAUGUGAAAUUCUAAAAAUCGCCAUUCUGCACCUUUUUUUUACUUAUUUCAUGUCACUUGGUUGAUGGAUCCAAGUUGUAGAAGAAGGUAGUCAGGGGUCAAUGCGAUCUUGGAUAUUUCAACAUGACCAGCAGAUGACCAA